Messenger RNA from Oryza brachyantha (malo sina), 2804 nucleotides. RefSeq names its product transcription factor EMB1444-like. Lineage: Eukaryota; Viridiplantae; Streptophyta; Magnoliopsida; Poales; Poaceae. The record is from RefSeq and is a predicted model, not a curated record. The transcript has 10 exons. The coding region runs from base 510 to 2576 and encodes 688 amino acids. Gene Ontology annotation, molecular function: DNA-binding transcription factor activity; protein dimerization activity. Gene Ontology annotation, biological process: regulation of DNA-templated transcription.
ACCUUCUUAUCGACAAUCAAAUUGACCUGAAUCCUCCUUGUGGAAUCUUAUUUUUUUGUAGUAUGCAGAGUUUGCUAUGUAUUGUUCUUUAGGGCUUUUUUGGACUAGAAUUACUUAUCAUGUUUUCUGAUGUCUGAACAAAAGAACUUGGCAGGACCAAAACUAAAAGCGCAGUCACAGAUCCUUUUUGACCUGCUGAGUUGAGAAAGAUGUUGCCGCUUGAACACAAGCUCAGUAGAUCACUGAAUUAUUGUGCUAGUUGCUUUUAAUUGUGCAACCUAGGAGCUUCAAGAUUUCUUGUGCUUCUUGCUUCUGACCUUGCAAGCUAGGAGCUUGCACUGCAAGUGAAUCGUGAGUUAUGGGAGUAGUUCUUCUGGGUUUCUUGGGCCAACUGAUUAGACGACGAGCUGCUUGUCUGCGCUGGAAGCAAGCGGGCCGAGCAUCUUACCGCUGCAGCUAGCGCCUUGAUAAAUUCUCACUUCUGCAGCCUUGCUUAUGUAUGUUUGUUCAUGAAAUACAUGAGGAUGAAUGAACAAUUGUUGCAAGGCUUGUGUUCUGAUGGUGUAUGGAAGUAUGUUGUUCUGUGGUCACUACAAGUCAAUAGGAAUCACAUGAUCUUGACUUGGGGCGAUGUUUAUGUUGAUAAAGUGAUCAGAGAUACCGAAAGAGAUCUUUAUGGUAAUCUCAUUGAGGGGAAAAACCAAAUAGUACUGUCUACUUUUUGCAACAAUGGCCAGUACCAAAGCAAUCCACUGUGCCCCAUUGAGGCAGCAUUACUGAGCAUGUCCAGCCAUUCAUACUCUCUAGGAGAAGAGCUUAUUGGUAAAGUUGCACUCAUGGGACAACAUUGCUGGAUUUCUUCCAAUGAGAUUUCUUCAGCAUUUACGUAUAAGUAUCAUGAGGACUGGCAGCUUCAGGUUGCAGCUGGAAUCAAGACGAUUCUGCUUUUACCAGUGGUUCCUCAUGGGGUUCUUCAAUUGGGCUCUUUAGAUUUGGUUUCAGAAAGUUCAACAUCGGUAUCAGUCAUCAAGGAUUUGUUCUAUAAGCUUUAUGAUGCCGCAAUAUCUGGUAAUUCUUCAGGCACAGGGUUUGGCUACUCACAUACUUGGAGGCAACCUACUGCAAUGCUACCAAUGAAUUCUUCAGAUGUUAUACCACAUGAUUUAUUUUAUUCGAUCAAGGGUUCAGCUCGGCUCUUGAACAAUGAUCACUUAGGUCUACCACAUGCUUCCCCUAUGUUGGAGUUUCCAUUAGCAGAAGAUAGCAUUGUAAGCAUUUAUGGCACUAGCCUAGCAGCUCUAUCAGUUGAACCCCUGGAUUGUAAUGACAGUGACAUUUGGACCAAUGUUCAUGAAGAGCUAUCUCAAUUUACUCGAUUCAAUACAGUCCCCGAGCCAGACAAGGCAAGCAUAAGCUAUAUGGAUAAGUUGAUCAAUUCAGAUAGCAAAAUGAGCAGCAGAUCAGUAAGUCAUGUGGAAAAUCCCGGAUAUGGUAAUAUUGAUCACUUUAUCCUGACAGAAAUGGAACAUGAAAAGCAAGAGCACAUUAACAACAAUACCAGUGUAAAUGAUGAUGCUGUGACUUCAAAUUCCUCAUUUCAUUCAGAGCUGCACAAACCUCUUGAGCCAAUCCCCUCGGAUGAACGAGAAGACUACAUGUGGCAUAUCAGACGACUGAGACAGCAAGAGCCUACAAGCUCUGCUCUCCCUGAAGAAAAUGGAAAUAAAGCGGGAUUGCACAAACAGCAGGAAAACAAUGAUUACGCAGAGUUGUUACUAGAUGCUAUAAUUGGCCAGGUUAUUUGGGCAUCAAACAGUGUAUCUUCUCAUUCAACUGAUUCUCCAAUUUCAUGCGCAACACAAAUUCAGAAAGAAGACCAUGUAGUGAGAAUGGAUGAAUCAUCACUUCCGAAACUCCCAGGUGGUCAAGACUUUUCGCUUAUCUCAAUCAAUGAAGGUUUCAUGAGUUGUGCAAUGACUGAUUCUACCCCUAGGGAAACCAAUAAGACCAUCUUGGUUGAAGAAUUCAUUAGUGAUCCGAUUGGAGGCAUACACAGGGAAACUUCAAUUGAAAUAAAAGGAAGAUGCAGAAAAGCUGGGCUGCAUAGAACAAGACCAAGAGACAGACAACUUAUCCAGGACAGGAUGAAGGAGUUGAGGCAGCUUGUUCCAAAUACAUCAAAGUGCAGCAUUGAUUCUCUCUUAGACAAAACCAUAGCACACAUACAGUUUCUCCAGAGUGUAUCAGAAAAAGGCGAUAAGCUUGAGAAGAUAGUAGUAAUAAACAGCGAGAGCGAGGAAUCGACCAAGUGGCAAACGGGAAACUGUCCUCUGAAAGUUGAAGUGCUCGAUAAGCCGGGUCAUCUCCUGCUUGAGAUGCUGUGUGCGGAGUACGGAGUGUUUCUUGAGAUUGCGCAUGUGUUGAAGGGUCUUGAUGUGAGCAUACUGAAAGGCCUGCUGGAGAGCCGUUCAGACAAGCUCUGGGCUCGCUUUGUCAUCCAGGCUUCACAAGGCUUCGACCAGAUGCAGAUUCUAUACCCACUAAUGCAUCUGUUGCAGAAGCAGAGUUGGAGCUGAGCUCUACCCAUCAUGCCUACAUCUACUGCUUGGCUCUGCAUGGAUGAUCUUUGUUAGUUCAACAAUGUAAGGCUCCGGUUUGAUAUAAUAAUGUACUGCAUGCGUAUUGCAGCGCAGCUGGGCCUCUACUUCUUUCUUGAUAGAAUGUAUAUGGUCACAGGACAGGAAUGCAUAUCUCAACUUUUAUACAUACUAGCUAAAUGUUUGUGUUGCAAGAGUCUUCUUAAA